This is a messenger RNA of Chara braunii, 9421 nucleotides long. Lineage: Eukaryota; Viridiplantae; Streptophyta; Charophyceae; Charales; Characeae. The record is from the annotation of a GenBank genome assembly.
AAGGAAUGGACUGUUGAGUGGAACCUUUCGUCCUAUCGCUUCUUAUAACAGGGGGAUUGAAGCCGAAGGCAGUUAAUCAAAAUGCCUGAGGAGAUGGCGGACGGUGGGAGGAAGCUUGUAACGCUCGACGACCUCAUCGAUGCCCUGGAUAAGCGCGAGAGAGCGCCGAGCAAUGUCCCGAAGGUUGAUACUUUCCACUUCAAGGGAGAACGCGUGUCCGACUGGCUGGACCUGACGGAGCAAGCACUGGUGGGGCUGUCAGAUGAUGUUAAGCUCCAGCGAGUCCUAAGAUAUGUCCUUCAUAGCCACCAUCAGGAAGUGGGCAAGGUCGUGGAUGCCGCCAAUGGUAGUUGGGCGAGGUUCAGGGACAUGAUGCAAAGAAAGUACAGGUUGGGGGAUGGCUUGCUAACCAUGGCGGAUUUGGAGGCCAUGAACAAGGAUGACUUCUCCACGAUUCGGACGUUUGUGCACGAGUUUAAAAGGAAGGCGCGGAAGGUGCACGAGAUCUCCGAAGAAACGCAAUGUGUCAUAUUUUUGGGUCUGCUUACUGGCUCAGAGGCCUCGGAGCUGACAGGUCACGGAGGGGGAAAUGAGAAACUUACCUGGGCCACUAUCGAAAAAGGGGUGGAAGAGGGGAGCCUGGACCAGGUGGAGCAGCACCAGGUGCGGCUGCAAAGGCGCAAGAGAAAGGAAAGGGACGCCACCGCGUCCGGGACCCUAGGGGUGAAGAGGAUCGUCACGGACGUAUUGGCAGCGCUGGGGUAUAAUAAUGAGGCGGAAGUGCGAAAGAGGGGAGUGACCGUGGCCCAAGGUCGGGCGUCAGGGGCAGUGGAAGAGGAGGCUAGGCGCGAGGACUAUGGCGGAGAAGAGAUGGGCUCCCAGAUCCUAACCAAGGCCCAGAGGAAGCAGUGGAAUUUACAAGUGGGGGGUCAAGGAUCCGGAAAAGGGCAGGUCCCGCAAGCGAUUGCUGCGCCGCCAUCUGCUGCCACGACAACAUCAGCAACGGUCGGGCCGUCAUGCCACACUGUGCGGUUCUGCGAGCGGCGGCGGGAGGAUGAAUUGUCAGGGUUAAUCUCCUCCUAUAUGGACGGGGAUAUAUAUGACAAGUGGGGUGAGCAUAUCGACCCCAGGACCCCGGGAGGAAUCAGGCAAGAUGCUCUCCGACGAGCAGCAGCGGGACCCACAGCACCCCCGACAAUGUUUAGGAUGUGGGAGGAGAGGGAAGAGCCGACCGUAAGAGUCGAGGAGAUUGUAGGGGAUAGUGAGGGGGUCACUCAGCGACUAAAGGCGGGGACUAUAAGGGAGGAGCCAAUAAUCGCCGAAUCGAAUGACGAGGGGCAGGAAGGCGAAGGAGAGUCGGCCAUAGUCCUCCUGGGGAGAAUGGAAGAUCUGCUGAAAAAGGUGGGGAGCCAAGAGCCCAGUCAGGCACCCCCUCGAAAGGAGCCGAAGCCAAGACGUAGGAAAGAGGUGGUGGAGGUCCCGGAGGAAGAGGAAGAGGAUGACGACGAAGACGAUGAGAGGCUCCGACAAGAGGAGGAUCAGCGGGCGGAGCUGAGGGCCAAAAAGAGAGGAGCCCGAGAGGAGGCCGAGCCGAGCCUACCCGACAGCGUACCUAAGAGGAAGAAGUACGAGGUCCGGAUGGAGGAAGGUUUUGAUGUGGAGCGGAUGGUGGACAAGCUCCUGGAAGGCCACAAUGACCUGAUGAACCUGAAGGACAUCCCGGCGUCGGCACCAAGGCUCCGUGGUGAGUUGAAAGGGCGACUCUCGCGAAGGUUGGUGCCAAAUGUCCAUCUGAGUACGGUGGAUCUGGUGAUAAAGAACCAAAAGUGCACUGGGAUGGUGGACACGGGCGCAAAAAUGAAUAUCAUCAGGGAGAAGGAGGCGGUGAUGAUAGGCAUGGAAAUCGACCGCUCGGACCAUGGCAUGCUGCAUGGCGCCAACUGCAAGGCCGCUUUUUGCGGCACGACGUCUAAUGUGAUUAUAGAGAUUGGGAAGGUGCGAGCCAGGACGUGCUUCUUCGUCAUGCCCGAUGUCGAUCAUCCCAUCCUUCUGGGAAGGUCGUUCCUAUGUCGAACAAAGAUGUUGAUUUUUAAUAAGCCCGACGGGACAAUGAUCCUGCUCCUAUGUGACCCAGCGUGUGGGAAUUAUGAAGUUAUCACCUGCCGGAACAUGUGGCCGGGGAGCGGGAGGAAUAGGUCUAAUCUCGGCUCAUUCACCUUCGAGGAAUCGGAAAAUGAGCGAAGACGGCUUUGGGAAGUGCACGAGGAGGAGGAUAAGGCUGAGGUGCUGACACUGAGCCUCACAGAUGUGAAUAAGGCCAUGGAGGUGGUGUCGGCUCAUGACAUGGCGGAUCCGGAGGCCAUUAAGGCAUUGAGGGAGCAGGUUUUGGAGAACCCUCAAGUGGGAGAGGUGGAGUUGGUGUAUCGGCUUCCAGGAGGGGGAGGAGGCCCUGCAAUGGCCCAGGCCCGAACAACAAGCCGGCCUUUUUUUAGGGGAGGGCUUAAGCAGGGCUCCCAAAGGCGGUACAAGAUCGUAGAUAAGAAGUGUCGCCCAGUUCCCGUGCUCAUUACGGAGGAUGAGGAAGCCUACUACGAGCGGGAACGAGAAUUGAUACGGCGUAUGCGGGAGCACGCAUUGGCCGGGCCGUGCCGUAUCGACGACAAGAAUGAGGGGAAGUUGAUAAUUGGGGAGCCCGACUUCUUGUCGCCCCAGGAAAGAUCAUUGAUGGUGGGGCUGAUGAAGAAAAGACACCGCGCGUAUGAGUUCAAUGACGACGAGCGUGGGAGGCUGGAUGUGGACAAGAUUCCGAUGAUACGAAUCCACACCGUUCCACACGAGCCAUGGAAUCUAAGGGGCGCGCGAUACCCAAAUCCGGAUGAGGAGAAGAAGGUGGUGGACUACCUGGACGGCAAGAUGCGGACGCAUGUGGCCGACUAUUCUAGUGGACCGUACGCGUCGCCUUGGUUUUGUUUUAUUAAACCAAAUGGGACGCUAAGGUGGGUGCAGGACUUGCAACGGCUAAAUGCGGUGACAGUGCGGGAUGCAGGGCGGUUGCCGAAUGCGGACGCACUGUCAGAGUCGUGCGCAGGGAGGCCUAUAAUCUCGCUUAUAGACCUCUACUCUGGGUACGACCAAUUCUCGGUAUACCCGUCAGACAGGCCCGUAACGGCGAUGCACACACCCAGAGGGUUGAUUCACAUGAACGUGGCGCCUCAAGGCUGGACGAGUGCAGUAGCGAUGGUGCAGAGGCAUAUGAUCAGAGUCAUGCAGACGGUCAGCCCACAUAUCACUCAGCCCUAUAUCGAUGACCUGGUGGUCAAAGGUCCGAAGGAGAAAGAGGAAGAUGAAGUGAUGCCCGGUGUGCGGCGUUUUGUCUGGAAGCAUGUCCAAGACAUCGAUCAGGUUCUGGGGUUAUUGGAGGAACGUAACCUGACAGCAAGCGUCCCCAAGUCGAAACAUUGUAGGAGGGAGGCCACGAUUCUAGGUUUUGUCUGUAACGAGAGUGGGAGAAGGUCUGACGUAAAGAAAACAGACAAGAUUCUUGAAUGGUCGGUGCCCUUCCGCUUGAUAACAGAUGUGAGGAGCUUCCUUGGGACGUGCGGAUUUUGGAGGAGCUUCGUGAAGGACUUCGCCACAAAGAUGGAGCAUUUAAGGAAGUUGGUCGGGAACCCCAAGAGGAUCGUAUGUGGGAGGAACCGGCAAAUUGAUAUCAUAGCAGCCCUACACGAUGAUAUAGCAGGGGGGCACAGAGGAGUAGGUGCCACAUGCGCGAAGAUAAGCGAGCUCUACCAUUGGGACGGGAUGCUGACGAUGGUUAUCAAAUACUGUCAGUCCUGUAUACCUUGCCAAGAGAGGUCAGCGCAAAGGCCUAGAGAGCCCCUACAUCCAAGGUUGGAAAGGGAAGUGGGUGCGGUCGUACACUUGGACCUAUUAUUCAUGCCAGCAAGGGAGAAUGGGUGUAACCACAUCUUCGAUGCACGGGAUAACCUUACUGGGUUUGUGGACGAACGAUCUAUCCGGACGAAGACUGGCCCGGUUUUGGCAAACUGCAUCGAGGAGUAUUACCUGCGAUAUCCUUUUGUCAAGGAGUUCGUGAUGGAUCGAGGAUCAGAGUUUACCUGCAAUGAGGUGAGGGCGUUGCUUGCAGGGUAUGGCGUAGUGACCAACUAUACUACGGCCGCGCACCCUCAAGCGAACGCUCCUGUGGAGAGAGGGCACAGUACCAUCAUGAAUCUCCUGGCUAAGUGGACAGAGGGCAAGCCUGGCCAAUGGCCAAAGUUCCUACGGGCAGCUUUCUUCGUGGAGAAUGUUGCUGUAAAGAGGACUACCAAGUACGCGCCAGCCACACUAUGGUAUGGGAGGCAUGCCACCUUUCCCAUAGAAAGCUUUAUGAAAACUUGGAGGCGCCAGGACUUGGAGGUGAACCUGUCCUUCGAAGAACUGCUCGAUAUUCGGGCGCGGCGAGUGGGGGCGGCCGAAGAAAAAUUGCGAGAGGCCGCUGACCAGGUAGAAAGGAGCCGCAUGGAAGAUAAGAUGAGGUGGGACCAGAUGGCGCGAGUAAGGAAGGAGCCGUUGGCAGUGGGGGACGUCGUGUUACUAUACGACUCCUCUCUGGAGAAGCAAUGGUCGAGGAAGCUCGACAAGAGAUGGAUGGGCCCCUAUACAAUUUUGCGAUGUGCACGCAUGGAUGAGGAGGUGCCGACCUCCGGGGAGACUCCGCCAGGGCCGCCAGCCAUAGGGGAGGGGACGAAUGAGAGAGACCUACUGCGAGAGGCCCAGGAGACGCGGGUAAGGAGGCCAUCAGGGGAGACGAAAGAAGAGAAGCGCGCGAGGGUGCAGGUACGCCUCGAGGAGUUUUACCAGGAGAAGAUUAGGAUGGAGGCCGCAGGAGAAGCGUCAAAGCCACCGAUUGACCCUCCGACGAGCGAACAGAGGAUUAGCGAGGCCUGGGCCAGCUAUGAGGGUGAGAGGGAUGCUGCUCGCCUAAGGUCACGAGAGGUGGGACUGGAGAAUGCGAGGGUGGACGAGGCACGAGAGACAGAGGACUUGGGGUUUUCAGCUGCCAGGAUGGAGAUUGAGCGUACAGACAGGAGGAUAGGUGAGGUGGCGAUCUCGUCCUUCCAGCGGUACUCCAUGCUCAGUGAUGAGUUGGCGGUCUCGAGGUUAGAAGUGGGACAGUUGUCCACCCAGUUGGCGGAAGAGAGGGCGAAGAACCAAGCGUGGAGGUCCCGCAUGGAAGCCAAGGAGGGGGAGUGGGAGAGGAGGCUCCAGGACAUGGUGGCUAUGGUAGAGAGGCUCUCGACCACUAAGGUGGUCGACUGGACGGAGCAGAGCCGGUAUGGUAUCCAGGGGAAGGAGGUACAGGGGCUCCUUGGCUUGGAAGGAAUGACAGAGACGCCACAACAAGAGGGAAUGGGAAAGGUAUUCCAGGACCCAACAGAGGCGGCGGCAAGGCGGGAGGCCGAAGAGAGGAGGUUCAGCUUCAGGACUCCCACGGAGUUGACCUCACAACAGGCCACCGCUAUGACGAUUGAGGUUCCUGGGGACGAGCCGGCGCAGAGACCCCAACCUCCGGUGGCGGAGGGGGGCCCCACAAAGGAGUCCCCUACGAUCCUUUUGGAGGUGCAGGAGGGUGCCCUUACGGGAGCUGUAGCAUCCACUGAGCCGGAGGUAAUGGGGGGAGAGGCGUCUCGACUGGACGAGUUGGUGGCAGCUAUGGAACUGGACAUGCCGUCAGGAGGGCCUCAGAGGCAGGAGACCCCGGAGCGCAUGCCAGAGAUAGGGGAGUUGAGGACGCAGUUAGGCUCUUGGGAUACUGGAGAUGACUCAGGAGAGCACAUCUCAGAGCAGCAACAGGAAGUUAUGAGCGAGUCAGCGACUAGCUGCGCUGGUGAGAGCUCCGCUGUCGGCAACGUGACGGGAGAGCCAGACGCGGCUGGUGCAAAGAGAGCAAAGAGAAGGCCGGAUCCCGACGGGAUCCGGUGCCAGAUGCAUGGGGAGGGCCACAGGAGUGAUAGGGGCGAGGUGGCUGAACUGGGAUGGGGUAACGAGCCAGUACCGCAUCGGUUCAGACUGAUGUCGACGGGACAAGACACCGGGGCACUGCCACAACGCAGUGCCAGAAUCGCAGUUCGUGCCCGCUCUGCAGUACCUCCAAGACCGAAGAAACUCAGCAGGAGGACGACUCCAGCAGCAUCAAGUACGGCAUUGACGGUACAAGACGCCACUGGAGAUCAUCCCGCAUACCCAGUCCGAGGAGCCAAUGAGCCCGCGGCUGAUUAUCGUGGGCGGCUACUGGCAUUUUCAGAAGCCGUAGCUGCCGUCGAGGCCCGGAAGGAGACAGCAGAGGCAGAACGUCAGCGGCUAGCCAAUGAACCGGCAGUCGAGGCUCAGCGAACGACUGAGACUGACGCAGCGACACGAGACAGACGGAAUGCCAGCAACACGGAGUCCUUGAUUGCUUGUGARCAUCAGUGGACGACGAUACUCCAAGACAUGAUCUUUGUGCCUACAGAAGCGCAGGCAGAUCCGACACUGACGGAGGCAGAGGGAAGUAACCUGGCUAACUUGCUGUUGGGCAUGAUGAGAGGUAUUAUGUGGAAUAAUACACUGCUGCAGUCACAUUUGCGCACGGACGCGACGCAGCGACAAACAUACAAGAAUGAUAUCACUACGUUAACAACUGCUAUCCGCACAGAGGCAAUACAGCAGCAACAACAGCAUCAACUAUUGAAUUCCACUGUCACACGCGUCAACAGCAUAGAGGCUAACGCCUUAGCAGCGCCAGGCUGCACGACAGACGUGACGAAGCAACUCAACGAGCGCAUCGAUCACGUCGUCACCAUCAUCGGCRACAUAAGUACUUUCAACGGACCAGACUCGAUCAGCAGCACGGUGGCCGCCAUCAAGACGGACAUCACCAAGCUACAGACGAGACCGGAAGCCGCUACAAAGACGUUCAAGAUGCCGCACUUCGACAUCAGGAAGUUCGACAAUUACAACAAGUCGGACGCCUUGCCAUGGUGGCAACGCUUCCUCACAGAAGCAUCAUGCCGCAUGGUCCCAGCGGACGACAUGUUGAAGGCACUAUAUCUGCAGCUGAUUGGAGGAGCGCAGGGAUGGAUGAAGCACCUAUCGGCUACACACAAGUGCACUAUCGCCGAAAUCCACACGCACAUUACGUGGAAGGAGUUCGAGCAGCUAUGGUUCACCCGGUUCAUGGUCCGCAACGUCGUGAAGGCGGCCAUGAAUGAGGUGUACACAUGCUCUCAAGGGAACAUGCCAACUCGAGACUGGACAACGAAGUGGCAAAAGAUACCGGUGUCUUUUGACAUCCUCGACACCAAGUUCGACAUGAUUCUAGGCAUGUCUUGGUUGCGUAGCGCCGAUCAUCCGGUGAACUUCCAUGACCGAACCGUUCACACCCGUGAUCGGAAUGGAGUGUUAGUCCCAUGUACGGUCGCGACCCCUCACACUUCGAUUGCUUGUCACGUGGUUUCYGUUGCGAGAAUUCGCGAYGCCAUUGCUCGGAAUGACGUCGAGGAGAUGGGCCUUGUAUUCUUGCAUGCUCUCCCCUCGCCGAACGGACCAGCCGCGUCACCGCCGGACCCACGCAUUUCUCACCUCUUGGACGAGUAUAGAGACGUUCUCGAGGCUCCCACCGGAACGGUUCCGGAUCGGCCCAUACGUCACGGGAUCACUCUCGAGGCAGGCGCCGUCCCUCCGCGUGGAUGUAUCUACCGCAUGAGCGAAGAGGAACUCGAAGUGCUUCGCGCACAACUCGAUGACCUUCUCGACAAGGGCUGGAUUCGCCCUAGUUGCUCGCCAUACGGUGCACCUGUUAUCCUCGUCCGGAAGAAGAACAAAGAUCCACGGUUAUGCAUCGACUAUCGGAAACUUAACGCACAAACUGUAAAGAACGCCGGCCCUCUCCCUCGGAUUGAUGAUCUCCUUGAGCGGUUAGGCGGCGCGACGUACUUCUCGAAGUUGGAUCUGAAUUCAGGUUACCACCAGAUUGAAAUCCAGCCUCAAGACCGGUACAAGACCGCGUUCAAGACGCGGUAUGGGCAUUUUGAGUGGGUUGUCAUGCCAUUUGGCCUCACCAAUGCCCCCGCAACGUUUCAAGCAGCGAUGACGAAUGAGUUUCGCGACUUGCUCGAUCGCAGCGUCCUCAUCUACCUUGAUGAUAUCUUGGUUUAUAGUAGGACGUUGGACGAGCACAUCCUACACCUUCGCGUUGUUUUGAAUCGUUUGCGACUAGCCAAGUACAAAGCGAAUCUCGACAAGUGCGAAUUCGCCAGGCAAGAGCUUGAGUACUUGGGCCAUUUUGUCACGAUGAAAGGCAUUCGUCCCUUAGCGGACAAGAUCCAAGCCAUCGUGGAUUGGCCGGAACCCCGUUGCACGACGGAUGCACGCUCUUUCAUGGGUUUGGCUGGAUAUUAUCAGCGAUUCGUCGAGUCAUACUCGAAAGUGGCCGCUCCUUURUCGAGACUUCAGUCCCCGAAGGUGCCCUUCGAGUUCGACGACGCAGCCCGUGGCGCGUUCACUACGUUGAAGGCAGCGAUGCAAGCCGCACGUGCCCUCCGUAUAUAUGACCUCACCCUACCCACCCAAGUGACUACGGACGCUUCGGGAUACGGUAUUGGUGCGGUGUUGGAACAGUGUCACGAGGACGGUUGGCAUCCGGUUGAGUACUUUUCCCAGAAGGUGCCUCUCGUCAACACUCUUGAUGACGCUAGGAAGAAAGAGCUACUCGCUCUGUUGCCCCACGGGGAGAUUGUGCAAGCAGUCAAAUGGUUGAUAGAGUAUCAUGAGGGAAAGGGGAGGAGUUUUGUCCGAGUUAAUACCCGAGGACGUGGAGCAACCUUCGGCAAGACAACGGGAUCUGACCACUGGAGGAAAUUGGAAUUUGACGACAUCUUCCGUUUCGUUGAAUUCGAACUCUCACAUACGUACACGACGGCUCUGAACAUUCUGGUAAAACAAGAGGUGGGUAUCCCAAUGGGAAAAAGCACGAGACCACCUCUUGCCUGUAUCAUGUGUGCAAAAGCUGAGUUCGAUUUCUUGCAGCAUUUGGGAGAAAGACGUAGGAAUGUCUACGGGAUUCGGCUGAUUGAUGACGUGGGCGUGCUUGUGUUUGGAAAUGGAAGUACGAUGCGAAAGGAGAUCUUGGAUGCUUUUGAGCACACGCAUCCCUCUAAUCUGACUUUAAAACGGACAGAUAACGGGGGAAACGUGUGGGAUUUUCUGGGAUGUGAGGUCCGAGUAAACGAUCAAUAUCCAUAUGUUGAGUGCGUACAGUUGUUGAAGAACGAGGCUACCAUAUGGAAAUUGGAGUCACUUGAAUUUCAGAACGGACAGUCAUUUAGCUGAUGGGGGAGUAAAAGCCAGAAAAGUGUUGUGAUAAACAGUUAUUUGCAUC